This is a messenger RNA of Colossoma macropomum (tambaqui), 2846 nucleotides long. It is a transcript of the gene kif3cb, whose product is annotated as kinesin family member 3Cb. The coding region runs from base 277 to 2565 and encodes 762 amino acids. Gene Ontology annotation, molecular function: microtubule binding; ATP binding; microtubule motor activity. The transcript is spliced from 8 exons. Lineage: Eukaryota; Metazoa; Chordata; Actinopteri; Characiformes; Serrasalmidae. The record is from RefSeq and is a predicted model, not a curated record. Gene Ontology annotation, biological process: microtubule-based movement.
GACCAGCAAGGUAGAGAGCAGGGCGGCGUUCGCCUGCACACACAGCCGACCACAGCCGCGUCAGUGUCAUCAUCACUGGGGACGAUGCGGGUGUCUAUCGGAGUUUAAGCUGAUGCUCAUACAGUGGAUAUACGUUCGCUUCACGGAGAAGCCGUUUUUGGACUACGUGGGAAGUUGCUCGCUUCUCUUAUGGAGGAGAAUCGUUCACGGAUGAUGCCUCCGCUCUGGUAGAGCCGUGUUUUUUCAUCUACAUUCGGUUCAGUCUGAAGGUGCACAAUGUCUAAGAGGAACAGCGCGGUGCUGAUGAGACCGAGGUCCAUGUCGGUAGGUAAGAAAUCAGAAGCCGUUAAGGUUGUGGUGCGGUGCCGCCCUGUAAACAAGAAAGAAGAGGCGAUGAGUCACGAGAAAAUAGUGGAAGUGGACGUGAAAUUGGGACAGGUAAGCAUACACAACCCCAAAGGGCCGGGAACUCUGGUGAAAACGUUCACGUUUGACGCCGUCUACGACACGGCAUCAAAACAAAGUGACCUGUACGAUUAUUCGUGUAAACCCCUGAUUGACUCAGUCUUGCUCGGCUUCAAUGGAACUAUAUUUGCCUAUGGUCAAACUGGCACUGGGAAGACAUACACCAUGCAGGGUCUGCCCACAGAUCCGGAGAAACGAGGAGUCAUUCCAAAUUCCUUCCAGCACAUUUUCACUCACAUAUCCAGAUCUCAGAAUCAGCAGUACUUGGUGAGGGUGUCUUAUCUGGAGAUAUACCAGGAUGAAAUAAGGGACCUCCUUUGUAAGGACAACAAUAAAAAGCUGGAGCUUAAGGAAAACCCAGAGCAAGGCGUGUACGUCAAAGACCUCUCUUCAGUGGUGACCAAAAACAUCAAAGAAAUUGAGCAUGUGAUGAAUCUGGGGAAUCAGUCCAGGUCUGUUGGAUUCACUAAAAUGAAUGAGCGCAGUUCACGGUCACAUGCCGUUUUUGUUAUAACCAUCGAAUGCAGUGAGAUGGGCAUUGAUGGAGAGGAACACAUUCGUGUGGGCAAGCUGAACAUGGUGGACCUGGCAGGCAGCGAACGUCAAAGCAAGACAGGUGUCCAGGGCCUGAGGUUCAAAGAGGCCGCCAAAAUAAACUUGUCCCUCUGCGCUCUCGGAAAUGUCAUAUCAGCCUUGGUGGAUGGGAAAAACUCCCACAUCCCGUACAGGGAUUCCAAACUCACACGCCUACUGCAGGACUCUUUGGGAGGGAACUCCAAAACAGUCAUGGUGGCUACAAUAGGGCCCACCUCAUGCCACUAUGAGGAGACCCUCACCACCCUGAGAUUCGCAAACAGGGCAAAGAACAUCAGGAACAGGCCAAAGAUCAACGAGGACCCCAAAGAUGCUUUGCUGCGAGAGUUUCAAGAAGAGAUAGCCCGCCUGAAGGCCCAGCUGGAGGAAAGAGGGAUGCUGGCGAAAGAAAGGAGGAGGCGGAGGAAUAGUAUGAGGAUGAAGAGGAGCAUGAGCAGUGGGGAGGUGGAGACACCCAGAAACCGUGAGGUGGACGUUGUUGAGAUGGUGCAGGAAGAGAGUGCUGAGGAAUACUGGUGGAAGCAGCAGGUGGGGCAGAUGGCCAAGACCGCUGCCAACGACAGCCCGGAGGUUAGGAGGAAAUUAGGCAUGGUGGAUGAGAAGGCAAAGACUAUGGAGGAAUUACUGAAGGAGCAGCAGACUAUGGAAAUCAUGAUUGAAAAAUACAAGGCCUUGGAGAGUAAGCUGCUGAUUGGAGGAAAGAACAUCAUCGACCACACCAACGAGCAACAGAGAAUGCUGGAGCUGAAGAGACAGGAGAUUGCAGAGCAGGAGAGGCAGGAGAGGGAGAUGCAGCAGCUGAUGUUUGAGCAGGAUGAAGAAACGGUGGAACUGAAAGAAACUUUCUCUUCUCUACAGCAGGAGGUGGAGCUUAAGACCAAAAAGCUAAAGAAGCUGUAUAGCAAACUGCAGUUGGUGAGAGCUGAGAUAGGAGACAUCGAUGAUGAACAUGUGACAACAAGACAGGAACUGGAGCAGACACUGAAUGAGCUGACAAGAGAGAUGAAAUUCAAGAAUCUCAUUAUUGACAAUUUUAUUCCUCCUGAGGACAAAAACAAGAUCUUAAACCGCCUCCACUAUGACAGUGAGGAGGACCAGUGGAAAGUCUUACCCCUACUCCCCUCUGAAAACAACUCUCCUCGUGUCAGACGAAGGCCAACUUCUGUAGCGGGAUACAAGAGACCGAUCAGCCAACAUGCGCAGGUUGCUGUGGCAACAGGAGCUCCUUCCAGAUACCGGGCAGAGAAUGUCAUGCUUUUGGAGCUGGAUAUGUCGCCACCAGUCAUGGUCCCCCUGGAUUUAGAAGGAGCAGAAAUGAGGACGCGAGACUUCCUUCGUGAUUUUAGCCACCACAGGAGGAGGACAACAGCAUCCCGUGUCAUGCGGGCCAGAUCGUGGUAUCAAGGACCAAGUCCACCUUCUACUUCAUCAACCAGCUCUGUGGCCUCUGGGUCUCAGUGCCCACCUUCUACCAUGGGAGCAUGCGCAGCCAUGCUCCAACCAUGAAGUAUUUUAAACACAGUGGUUUUGCCAUGCCGUAAAUGCAAAGCUUUAUCAACAGACUCAUUUGCUCUAUUCUUUUUUUCUGUGAGCUUUACUGCAAGAUCAUUCAGUUUUUACUUAUGCACACUAACUUUCUGUCAAAGCACACUUUUGAUCAACCACUCCAAGCACAGUUUUCUCCUGUUUACCUGGAACUUUGAUCUAAAUGUGUCAUGUAUAAUCCAGUAAUGUCACUCUUGAAUAAAAUCCAUGACAAAGAUAAAUGGUUAUAUUGCAUGACAAAA